Trichoderma breve is the source of this 1476-nucleotide messenger RNA. RefSeq names its product SPRY domain-containing protein. The transcript has 4 exons. Gene Ontology annotation, molecular function: protein binding. Lineage: Eukaryota; Fungi; Ascomycota; Sordariomycetes; Hypocreales; Hypocreaceae. The coding region runs from base 1 to 1476 and encodes 491 amino acids. The record is from RefSeq and is a predicted model, not a curated record.
AUGACGACGUCACCAUCUUCGGCCCUGACGGGAGUCAUCAUCGGCCUGGCGUCUUCCUUUGGCUCCAUCGUCCUCAUCUUCCUCGUCAUCUUCAUCUUCUGGGCCUCCGGAUGCGCUGGCUCCGGCCGAAUCAUCCUCGAUCGCAUCGGCCGACCCGGUGAAUACGAUGACGAACAGGCGUUUGCGAGGGAAGAGGCCGAGGCCUUGGAGAACAUGGACGACAUGUCCAGGACGGAAUACCUGAGAGCCAAAGCAUUCGUCACUGCGAACCCUCCAGAGUCUGCGCAAACCGAUAUUUCGCUCUCACAAUAUCUUGCUAUCCAGGAAAAGGGCGUGUCCGCCUGGGAGUUUGAGCCCGAGCUGGAAAUUGCAAAUUGCUUCGUCCAGGCCCGAACCGAGAUUGAAUUCUUCGAUUCCGAGUGCACCGUCAUGAGCAACCUGCCCGUGCCCAAGCAAAACGACGUCUACUACUGGGAGGCCAAGGUCUACGAAAAGCCCGAGAACACGCUUGUUGCUAUUGGUAUGGCCACCAAGCCAUACCCUCUCUUUAGACUGCCUGGCUUCCACAAGUACUCCGUUGCCUACCAUUCAAACGGCUCACGACACUACAACCAACCAUUCAGCCGAACCCCGUAUGGCCCCCAGAUUGUCACUGGUGAUGUUAUCGGUGUUGGCUACAGACCUCGAACGGGCGUCAUCUUCUUCACACGGAACGGCAAGAAGCUCGAGGAAGUGGUUCAUGGCUUAAAGUCUCAAAACUUCUUCCCGGCUAUCGGGGCCAACGGGCCCGCGACAGUUCACGUCAACUUUGGUCAGUCUGGUUUCGUCUUUAUUGAGGCAAAUGUCAAGAAAUGGGGCCUGGCCCCGGUCACUGGCAGCCUGGCUCCCCCGCCCCCGUAUGGCUCUGAGCAAGGCAGCAUCCUUCUGGAAACCGGUACCAAGGAUGGCUUUACCUCUGCGCAAGGGCGGGCUCAUCGACACUCUCACGGACGAUCACGCAGCGGAAAUUUCAGGGUUCUCCCUCCCACCAGCCCUGGUCCUGUCAGGAGUCCAACCGACAUCUCGCUUGCCCAGCUCGUACCAUCCGAUGAAGGUGGUGAGGCUAGCAGCAGCACACACCCUGCACACGAACAGCAUUUCGACGGCAACCCGCUUCAGCUCCACCUCGAAGACGCCACCAACCCGCCGCCCGAUUAUUCAAGUCCAACCUAUACCCAGAAUCGCAACCGCCGAUACAGCACGGACAGCGAGGAUGAAAACGCUCCUCUCAUCCAUGUUGUGACUCGCAGCAGGGGUGAAUCUUCGGCAACAAUCCGGCCUGCAGGACAUGGCCAACCCGCCCCGCCCCAAGAUCCUGUCCCGAGUUACAGCGACGCGAUACAACAGGGAGCGAGCCCAAUUCGACGUGAACGAAGCAACAGCUCUGAGUCUGAAGCCUCAGUCCAAAGUUCGGAGAGCGGGUCCUCAUCUAGCUGA